Molecule: messenger RNA, 1407 nt
Organism: Tachyglossus aculeatus (Australian echidna)
Lineage: Eukaryota; Metazoa; Chordata; Mammalia; Monotremata; Tachyglossidae
Product: keratin, type I cytoskeletal 27-like
Molecular function (GO): structural molecule activity
Source: RefSeq, a predicted model, not a curated record
AUGUCUUUCCGACUUUCUGGUGGGUCCAGGAGGAUUUGCUCCAGGGCUGGUGCUGGGCCCGGGAGACUUUCCAAUAGCGGCACGGGCCUGGGAGCUGGGAAUGGCUGUGGGAUUCCAGGCGUCGGGAAUGGCUUUUCUUGCGCUUUUGGGGGGGGGGCCAUCGGGGGAGGCUUUUGUGGCAGUGGAGUUGGGGGCUUGAGUGGAGGGGCUUGCUCUGCUUUCAUCGGGAGCGAGGGCGGGCUCCUGUCCGGGAACGAGAAGGUGAAAAUGCAGAACCUGAACGACCGCCUGGCCUCUUACUUGGACAACGUGCGGGCCCUGGAGGAGGCCAACGCCGACCUGGAGCGGAAGAUCAAGGGCUGGUAUGAGAAAUUUGGUCCCGGCUCUUGCCGGGGACUCGACCAUGACUACAGUAGGUAUUUCCCAAUCAUCGAAGAGCUUAAGAACGAGAUUAUUUCAGCGACCACCUGCAAUGCCACCAUAGUUCUCCAGAACGACAACGCCAGGCUGACGGCUGAUGACUUCAGGCUGAAGUAUGAGAAUGAGCUGGCUCUCCACCAGAGUGUCGAAGCUGACAUCAACGGACUCCGCAGAGUGUUGGAUGAGCUAACCGUCUGUAUCACAGACCUGGAGAUCCAAUGCGAGAACCUCACCGACGAGAUAACCUGUCUCAAAAAGAAGCAUGAGGAGGAAAUAAAAGUUCUCCAGUGUGCGGCAGGUGGGAAUGUGAACGUGGAAAUGAACGCGGCCCCGGGGGUCGACCUGACAGUCCUGCUGAACAACAUGAGGGCCGAGUAUGAAGAUUUAGCUGAGCAGAACCGCAGAGACGCCGAAGCCUGGUUCAACGAGAAGAGCGCAUCCCUGCAGCAGCAGAUCACCGACGAUGCCGGGGCCACCAACACCGCCAGGAACGAACUCACGGAGUUGAAACGAACCCUCCAGACCUUGGAAAUAGAGCUCCAGUCGCUCCUGGCCAUGAAACAUUCCUAUGAAUGCUCCUUGUCAGAGACGGAGGGAAACUACUUUAUCCAGCUGACCCAAAUCCAGGCUCAGAUUGCGGCCCUGGAGGACCAACUGCAACAGAUCAGAACCGAAAGCGAAGGACAGAAGCUGGAGUAUGAACAGCUCUUGGAUAUUAAGAUCUAUUUGGAAAAAGAAAUUAAAACCUACUGCUGCUUGAUAGAUGGAGAAGAUAAAGCAUGCAAAUCUUCAUGUUUCAAGUCGAAAGGAUUUGUACCUGGAGGUUCAGGAAGUCAAUCCAAAGACGCCACAGAGACCACUGUAGUGAAAACAGUAGUUGAGGAGCUAGAUCAACGUGGUAAAGUUGUUUCACUGAGAGUUCAUUCAGUUGAAGAAAAAUCCUCGAAGAUAAGCAAUAUUACCGUGGAACAGAGGGUCCCUUCCUAA